This is a messenger RNA of Encephalitozoon intestinalis ATCC 50506, 1011 nucleotides long. RefSeq names its product RING zinc finger-containing protein. The transcript has a single exon. Gene Ontology annotation, biological process: proteasome-mediated ubiquitin-dependent protein catabolic process. The record is from RefSeq and is a predicted model, not a curated record. Gene Ontology annotation, molecular function: ubiquitin-protein transferase activity. The coding region runs from base 1 to 1011 and encodes 336 amino acids. Gene Ontology annotation, cellular component: GID complex; nucleus; cytoplasm. Lineage: Eukaryota; Fungi; Microsporidia; Unikaryonidae.
AUGAUAGGUGAUAGACAUGGAAUAGACUAUCAGCAUCUUAGGGAUAAGUCCAUCCAUAUUAUAAGCGAGAUACAAGCCACAUUGUCUCGAGAAAACAACCUGGAGAUUAACAACCUUCCCAACAUAGAAGCUAGUCUUGUUAAGCUUUGGAAGAAUUUACUUCCCUCGGACACCAAACCUACAGAGUCGGACAUACAGGUAGGAAACCAGAUGUAUCCAAACAGCAUGCAAACAGUAACCUGCUUAAUAGUGUACUACUUACUUGAAAACGACUGUGGUGAUAUUGUUGACAAGCUCAUAUCCGAAAUAAAAGACGGAAAAGAAGAGGUGAUGAAGGUUAGAGAUGAUUAUGUCAGAUUCAAAAGAACUGUUUCCGAAGUGCUGGGAAAUUCCACAGGGCUUUUGGAGGAGUUUCUUGAGAGCCAUCCAAGCAAGGAGCUUGAACUUUAUCUUGUGUCCCAUGAGUUCCUACUACUAAUAAAUGGAGGGAGAUACGACGAAGCUCUUAAACUAUGCUUCGGGAAACUAAAGUCGUUUGUCCCAACAUAUAUCCAAGACGUCAAGCCGCUUCUUAAGUUUCUGGUGAAUCCUGGAAAUAUUCAGGAGUCUCUGGAAAGAAGUAGAGAAAGGCUUAUAGAAAACUUCAAAUCGAAGUAUCUGGAAGUGAGCGGGAUGCCAAACGGUUGCUAUCUCCAAGAGCUAUUUGAAGCUGGAACUUCUGCCUUUCUUCAGCUUUCCAGCUCUGGAAAUUUGCUUUUCGAUAAAGAUGAUCCAGCUCUUCCUAUAGAGAUAAAGAUGGAGAAAGGAAGAAAUUACCACUCUCUCUUCAUAUGCCCGGUGCUAAAAACACUCUGCAUCGAUGGAAAUAUUCCUGUGAUGCUUGAGUGUGGCCAUGUAAUAUCUUUAGAAGCUGCAAGUGUGCUUUCUCAGGAAGGUGUUUUGAACUCCUUCAAAUGCCCCUACUGUCCAGAGAUGUCCAAGUAUGAAAAUAUUUUGAGGCUUAGAAUUUAG